CUGAGAAAGGGAGGGAGAAGGGAGACGGCAAAAAAGGGACCUACCACACAACAAAUCACUGCUCUCUUACGUGAAAGUUGCAUGUGGCCUUGGACUUGUUGACUUGUCGGGAGAGAUAGCAGGGAGCACAUGAGUUGUGUCAGACAGAAGCAGAAGAGCAAACCUGUAAAGGUUUUAUGAUAUCAGUGAGGAUAAAAGAAGACGACUAGGCAAAGAUCAAAACUGGACUUCAUCCACCUCCUCUUGGGCUUAGGUCACUCUGCAUCCCUUGCGGGGGUGCGUGGUUUGCGGACAGACACAUUGAACACUGAACUGCAUCUUCUGAUGAAAGCCCAACUUCUGUGGAUCUUGCAGCUUUUCCAGCAACCACACAACUUUGCUGGAGACUGGAUCCACUGCUCAGUGUGAGAAACAGCAGGAGAGAGAGAGAGAGAGAGAGAGAGAGAGCGGGGGGUGGGAAAGAGAAUAUUGCUAUCCAUCCCUAGCCCCCACAGCCCACCCUCAGCUUUGGACGCCCCUCCUCACUGCCUCUUCUUUUGCCCCCUGUACCCCCCACCCCCCCUCCCUCCCCUCUACACCUCACCCACCAACAGAGCAGAAAGCGUGAAAAAUCUCACUAAUGGGUUUAUUUGCUGUCAGAUCUGCGCCGAUCUGUCAUUCCCUUGGACCUUUCUGCUUGACACAUUUCAUAGUUGAGUAAGCCUCCUAGCUUUCUGGCUAGAGUUAACAGUGCCCCUGCAACGUUGUGCUGGCUGAGAGCUCAUCAAGAGGGGAGCAACGGCGGCAGCAGUCAGUCUGACAGUCUCUUGGACAGGGAGUCCCUGAAGCUGCAUUCCUCCAGUCUCCUUCCCCCUGUUGGGACUUUGUGUCUGUGAGCCUUGUGGGCAUCCUCAGUUUCUGUCUAAUCAUUCACGGCUGAGUCCUCCACAGAAGAUCCAGGCUGUUUCUGCAGGGACUCUGGUGCUGAAUUGAAAACUAGUGUGAAGAUGUGGUGUGGGGCUGGGCCUCUGGCCGUGGUGGCUGCAGUGUUUUGGACUCAAUGUGUCCUCCUGGAUGGGGUGGACGCCAAGAAGGAGAGAAAGAAGCCAAAGGAGGCCAACCCACAACACACAGAGACCUACAAUGCUACUUUUUCCAACAGUGAAGAGGUCAGCGAAAGCGUCAAGAUUUCUGACAACCAGCGAGUGGAUCCAUUGGGAUCAUGGAUGGACUUUGUCAAAAGACCGGUUGGCAACUUCCCUGGAAAGUGUCGCAAACGCAAACGACCCCUGCCGGGCCCACCUGGUCCCCCAGGUCCUCCUGGCCCCCAGGGACCUCCUGGCUCUCCUGGAGCUGAAGUGACCCAGGAAGUUCUUCUCCAGGACUUCAAAGACAUGAUUAAAGAGGCUACAGAGAGGAGAGCUGCAGCAUUGGACCGACAAACCAGCCCCAGCCAGCUACCUACGGCUCUCCUCACCCUGGAGGGGAUGACCUCCUACCGGCGAAUAGAGGAGGCUUUCCACUGCAAGCUCAAGGGACCUGUGGUGGUUGACAAGAAGACUCUGGUGGAGCUCCAGAACUUUCAGACACCACCAGCUAAAGGAGCCUUCCUCAGAGGGUCAGGAAUGGACCAGUCCACGGGGAGAUUCACAGCUCCCAUCACUGGGAUCUACCAGUUCUCUGCUAAUGUCCACAUUGACCACAAUGAGGUGAAGAGGAGCAAGAGCCAGCUCAAGGCCAGGGACAAUGUCCGGGUGCUGAUCUGCAUCGAAUCACUCUGCCACAGAUACACCUCACUGGAGAUGAUUGUUGGAUUAGAAAGUAACAGCAAGAUAUUCACUGUCAGCGUGCAGGGGCUGCUGGAGCUACAGGUCGGGCAGUACACCUCCAUCUUUGUGGAUAAUGCAGCAGGCGCUUCCAUCACAAUACAGAACGGUUCCGAUUUUAUGGGUAUGCUGCUUGGUGUAUAGCCUCACUCAUGAACAGGGCAUCGUCCAAGCCAUCCACUGCUGCAGUUUUUUUUUCUUCUUAUUUGUCAAUGGACUGCUUUUGAGCACCAUCACACAUCACCAAUCCACAGGGGAGGUUGAAAGAAAGGAAAUGAGGCUGACAUGGACUUGACCGCGUGUCAGAUGGUGAAGGGACGAUGUGAAGAACUCAAGGACAGAGUUUGUUUUUCACAGUGCAUCACUGACACUUCCCGGAGGAACUUGGAUGCCUGUUGCUUCACCAGCAAAAAAUAACCUGAAAAUAAAGCAGUGAAUAUGUCUGA
Molecule: messenger RNA, 2251 nt
Organism: Anarrhichthys ocellatus (wolf-eel)
Lineage: Eukaryota; Metazoa; Chordata; Actinopteri; Perciformes; Anarhichadidae
Gene: c1qtnf12
Product: C1q and TNF related 12
Exons: 8
Coding region: 987-1949 (320 amino acids)
Molecular function (GO): hormone activity
Source: RefSeq, a predicted model, not a curated record